Messenger RNA from Aspergillus puulaauensis, 222 nucleotides. RefSeq lists its product as uncharacterized. The record is from RefSeq and is a predicted model, not a curated record. Bases 1 to 222 code for a protein of 73 amino acids. NCBI's taxonomy places the organism in Eukaryota, Fungi, Ascomycota, Eurotiomycetes, Eurotiales, Aspergillaceae. The transcript has a single exon.
AUGAAGAUCUUCAGCAUCAUCCCCGUCCUCGCCUCCCUCCCUGCCCUCUCUGCGGCCUACGCCUCAAUCGGUGGCCAGUGCUCUGGUAACUCAUACGACUGCGCAGACACUUACCACAGCAUCGCCGUCUGCAACGGCGCAACCUGGCAGGUUGCUGCCACUUGCGGUGACAAAUUCUGCAUCUGGCCGGCUGGUGAGCUGUCGCCUCGCUGUGAGCCUUAG